Molecule: messenger RNA, 7789 nt
Organism: Aspergillus heteromorphus CBS 117.55
Lineage: Eukaryota; Fungi; Ascomycota; Eurotiomycetes; Eurotiales; Aspergillaceae
Product: alpha-1,3-glucan synthase
Exons: 15
Coding region: 355-7545 (2396 amino acids)
Biological process (GO): fungal-type cell wall (1->3)-alpha-glucan biosynthetic process
Cellular component (GO): fungal-type cell wall
Molecular function (GO): alpha-1,3-glucan synthase activity
Source: RefSeq, a predicted model, not a curated record
UUCCAGUGUCCAAAAUUAGUGACGGCCGGACGAACAGACAGACGCACGGCUCGACCGCCUCACUCGGGGCCACUGCAUAUGCUGGACGGUGGUUUGCGUUAUUGCUCCGGAGUGUUCGUUAUCUUUGACGUGCUUCUCUUUGCCCCUCUGUGCCCGAUGAUUCUUUCCAGCCAUCUCUGAGUCUGGGAGAUAUUCCUUCUUUUCUGGUGUGUAUGCAUUGUGUUGUUGUUCUUUCUUGGUGUUUGGUUCUGGCUGGGGUUGUUGCUUAAUUUCCUAAUCCUAACCGUGCUUCCGCAGUUGAGGCUCAAGCACGGUGCUGCGUGGAUGUCACUAUAGUGGCAUUCACUGUGCAGAAUGAAGCUGCUCACUUCCCUCGCUCGUUCUCUUUCCGUCGUCGCACUAUGCGCCCGGAUUGCGCAAUCCCUGCCAUACCUCGAUGAGGAAGCCGACUGGAACCUCAAUACAAAUCAGACUGCGACAGACCCCCUGGACUACUCCGGCCAGUGGGAUGACCACUCGUACACCCCCUCUCCAGACAACUGGCGAUUCCCCUUCUACACCAUCUUCCUCGACCGAAUCGUCAACGGUGACCCGACUAACGAUGACGCGAAUGGCACGCAGUGGGAACACAUCCUUACCUCCAAUCAGUUCCGCCAUGGCGGCGACGUUCUCGGUUUGGUUGAUAUCUUUGAUUAUCUUCAGGGAAUGGGGAUCAAGGGCAUCUAUCUUGCCGGAACACCGUACAUCAACUGGCCCUGGGGCGCAGAUGGAUACUCCCCGCUGGACCUGACGCUGAUGGACCAUCACUAUGGUUCGAUCGAGGACUGGCGCACAAUGAUAUCCGAGGCGCAUCAGCGCGGGCUUUAUAUUCUUCUCGAUAAUACCUUUGGGACAAUGGGCGAUCUUGUCGGCUUUCAGGGUUACUUGAACCGGUCCGCGCCGAUCAACCCUAAUGAGUACGACUAUGUAUGGAAGUAUGACCGUCGGUACUGGGACUUCCAGCCUGGAAAUCAAAUCGAGGCUGAAUGCCCCUGGGAGUAUCCGCGAUUCUGGGACGAUGACGGAACCGGCCUGACUACCACAACCCUCGGCACUUCAUGUCGGUAUAGCGAAUUGGAUCAGUAUGGAGAAGUUGGCGCCUUCGGAAACUACACCGAAUGGGAAGGGCAAAUUGCCAAAUUUGCCUACGUCCAGGAUCGUCUGCGCGCAUGGCGACCGGAUGUCCUGGCCAAGAUCAAGCACUUCUCGUGUCUGACCAUCACCAUGCUUGACAUCGAUGGAUUCCGCGUCGACAAGGCCCUUCAAGUGACCCUGGACUCUCUGGGCGAGUGGUCCGAGUCCAUCCGCGAAUGCGCCCAGCAGCUGGGCAAGGACAAUUUCUACAUCCCCGGAGAGAUCGUGUCGGGGAACUCCUUUGGCUCGCUCUACGUCGGUCGCGGUCACCAGACAAAUCAGACCAUCAAUAACCUCACCGAGGCCUUUAUGAUGACCAACAAGACAGACAAAGCGUAUGCGGAUCUCUUCUUGCGACCUGCGGCGCAAUCCGCCUUGGACGGUGCGGCGUUCCAUUACACGCUGUAUCGUGCCCUGAGCCGGUUUCUAGGUCUGGACGGUGAGUACGCCGCCGAAGGCGACCCACCGGUCAACUUCGUGGAAACCUGGAAUGGUCUUGUCACGACCAAUGACAUGGUCAACACGAACACCGGCAAGUUCGACCCUCGUCACCUGUUCGGCGUCACGAAUCAGGACGUUUUCAGGUGGCCGGCAAUCCAGAACGGCACCCACAAGCAGAAUCUGGGACUGUAUGUCGCUUCGCUGGUCAUGCCGGGAAUCCCCAUUCUCUCCUGGGGUGAGGAGCAGGAUUUCUACGUACUGGACAACCAGGCCAAUAACUAUAUCUUCGGUCGCGGGCCCAUGACAUCCUCUCAAGCAUGGCAGCUUCACGGAUGCUACAAGCUUGGAUCCGACAAAUACUUCGACUUCCCGCUCGACCGCGCCCUCACCGGCUGUGAAGAUAAUUCCGUUAGCCUCGACCACCGAGAUCCGUCCCACCCCGUGCGCGGUCUCAUUAAAAUGAUGUUCGAGAUGCGUCAGAACUUCCCCGUUCUGAACGAUGGCUGGUAUCUGCAGCAACUUUCCAACCAGACUUUUGACAUCUAUCUUCCAGGCAGCAAUGGGACACCGACAGAGACGGGGAUGUGGAGUGUGCUGAGGUCCCGCUUUGCGGACCUGCAGAACUUCGAUGGCCAGGGCCAGGGUAAUCAGAGUGUCUGGCUCGUGUACUCGAAUGACAACAAGACGGUCAAUCACCAAUUCAACUGCAGCAGCGAUAAGGAUGCCUUGAUCUCGCCGUUCCCGACCGGAACCACCGUCAAGAACAUGUUUCCCCCGUUCGAUGAGUUCACGCUGGUGAACAGCUCGGUGGCGCUUGGGUUCGAAGGGUCUGACCUCCCCAACGGGUGUUAUCCGAAUCUUACUAUCCCGGCUUGGGGCUUUAAAGCCUUCGUCCCGAAGGAUAAAUUCGUGCAGCCUUCCCCAUACAUCACCGGCUUUACCCCUGGACACGACGCCCGUCUUCUCUCCCAGGAGACCACCGGAGACACAGUGCGAAUUGGCUUCAAUUUCUCUCAGGAGAUGAACUGCAGCCAAAUCACCAACUCGCUGACCAUCACGUCCAAAGCCCUCAACGACGAGAGUGCUGUAAUCAACACAACCACAGCCUCCUGUAGUUCGUUCGCGGAGACUGAGGUGGCGACAUGGCCCGGUGCACUUACCAGUGUCUUCAGCUACGAGAUCGAACUGUCCAACGUCUAUCCCGGGGUUCACAGAGUCACCGUUAGCAACGUGACCACUGCGAAUGGGAAUUCAUCCACAGGCUCCACCGACCACUUCCUUUUCCGCAUCGGAGAGACAACCAACCCAAUCGUCUGGCCCCAGAUAGCCAACUACAGUCGCUCACUUCUGUUCGAAACCCCAUCCGCAGACCUACCCUUAUCCGUGACCCCCCACGCCCCUGGCGCAGAUAUGUGGCGCUACUCGCUCGACUUCGGCGCCACGUUCAGUUCCUGGAUGACCUACACGGGCUUCAACACGUCGAUCCCCGGCAAGAACUGGACCGGAACCGCCAAACAGGCCUGGGAGGGUGAGCACAUCCUUGCCCAAUACUGGAGCAAGCUGGCCGGAAGUAGCGACCACUGGCUGCAUGGCGACUCCAACUGGCAAUACAAGCCGCCCCGUCGCUUCCCCAACCUCUGGAUCGAGGGCGAGUUCAAUCAGUUUGGAUACGAUGCGGGAUACCUGAACCAAAUGGAGCUCAGCAAUGUCACUGGCCAGUGGGAAAUCCACUUUAUGGGCGAAUGGCCCGUGCAGGUGGCGUUCAAUGCCUGGGGCAUCAAUGGGGAUGGCCUCCCUGAUCAGACGCAGGUGUUUGGGGAUAUCGAUGGCGACCAUGUGCUGGAUCAGGUUCCGCCAGUUACCCUGCUGAACAAUGUGUUCAAUGUUACUAUCCCGCCUCCUUCGCCCUAUCUUGCGUUCGUGCUCUCGGUGGAUGAUGGCAAUCUGAGGGUCUAUGCCACCCCCACUGGAUCGAGAUGGAUCCAGCUGGCCCUCUUCAUCCUGCUGGCUGUUCUCCCUGUCGUGUCCGCGGUCGGCGCCGUGUAUAUCUACCUCAAGGCUUUCUAUCAGGUCAAGUUCAACCAGAUCGGCGUCACGGAGAAGCGGUCAAGUCUCGCUCCACUGCUGAACGUCUUCCAGAAGGUCACCGGUGCUUCGAAUGAGAAAGAAGCAAAUCCCGGAUCUGGUCCGACUUCCGUGAGCCCGUCCAUAUCCGAAAGCGGCGGUGUCAUCGGCGCGAUGAUGAACACCCGACGACGGACCGUGCUCAUCGCCACCAUGGAAUACGACAUCGAAGAUUGGGCCAUCAAGAUCAAGAUCGGCGGACUGGGCGUGAUGGCCCAGCUGAUGGGCAAGAAUCUGACUCACCAAGACCUCAUCUGGGUGGUGCCCUGCGUCGGAGGCGUCGAUUACCCUAGGGACGAUCCCCGUGAGCCGAUGGUGGUCACUGUCCUUGGGAAUAACUACCAGGUCGACGUCCAGUACCACCGUCUGCACAAUAUCACAUACGUCUUGCUAGACGCACCUGUCUUCCGGGCCCAAAGCAAAACCGACCCCUAUCCAGCCCGCAUGGAUGAUCUGGACUCCGCUAUCUUCUACUCUGCCUGGAACCAAUGCAUCGCCGAAGCCAUCAAACGGUUCCCGGGCAUCGAUCUCUAUCACAUCAACGACUAUCACGGCGCCGCCGCACCCCUCUAUCUCCUCCCCCAGACAAUCCCAUGCUGCCUGUCUCUCCACAACGCGGAAUUCCAAGGCCUCUGGCCCAUGCAAAACGCACAGCAAAGCCAAGAGGUCUGCCGAGUCUUCAACCUCGACCCGGCCGUGGUGAAGAAAUACGUGCAGUUCGGCGACGUGUUCAACCUGCUGCACUGCGCCGCCAACUACCUCAAAAUCCACCAGAACGGAUUCGGCGCCGUCGGUGUCUCAAAGAAAUACGGCAAGAGAUCAUACGUCCGAUACCCUAUUUUCUGGGGCCUCAAGAGCAUCGGCGCCCUCCCGAACCCGGACCCGUCUGACAUCGCGGAGUGGGAUAAUAAUGCGAACAAUAACCUGGAGGAGAUCACCAUCGACGCGGAGUUUGAGGCGAGUCGUGCGCCGUUGAAGAGACAGGCGCAGGAGUGGGCUGGGCUUAAUGUUGAUCCCGAGGCUCAGCUGUUUGUCUUUGUGGGCCGUUGGUCCAUGCAGAAGGGCGUGGAUUUGAUUGCGGAUAUCUUUCCCUCCAUUCUCGAUGCCCAUCCCAAGGUCCAGUUGAUGUGCAUUGGGCCCGUCAUUGAUCUGUAUGGACGGUUCGCGGCGUUGAAGUUGAAUAGGCUGAUGGAGCUCUAUCCCGAACGGGUCUUCUCGAAACCAGAGUUCACGGCGCUGCCUCCGUUUAUCUUCAGUGGUGCUGAGUUUGCGUUGAUUCCUUCGCGCGAUGAACCGUUUGGGUUGGUGGCUGUUGAGUUCGGUCGGAAGGGCGCGUUGGGCGUGGGUUCGCGCGUCGGUGGUCUUGGACAGAUGCCUGGAUGGUGGUACACGAUCGAGUCAAUGACCACCAAGCAUCUCACCCACCAGUUCAAGCUCGCUAUCAACGACGCUCUGCGAUCCUCCCAAGAGACACGCGCGAUGAUGCGCGCACGAUCCGGCAAGCAGCGAUUCCCCGUCGCCCAAUGGGUUGAAGAUCUCGGCAUCCUCCAAAGCACGUCGAUAGACAAGCACACGAAAUACUCGAAACGCAACUACCGCAGCUCAUGGAGAAUAUCCGGCAUCAGCACGCCCCCUGCCCCCGACAGCAUUGGCAACGGUGGACGCCCGUCCAGCUCCAACGCCAGCCGCGAACACAGCCGAUCUCGCAGCUCGACCAUCUCGAACUCGCCCAGCCGACCGAUCACCAGCGACCAGAGGCAAGUUGGACCUCGACUGGGCCAUAGCCACAAUGCCUCGCUGCCGGUCAACCUGCCUUCCAGCCUCGUCGUCUCCAGCGGCGACCCUGAGACCGACACCGAGACACGCCGCAGACCCUUGUCUUCCACCCCCCGCGCAGGCCCUCGAGUCGUGUACACCUUCUCCAACGACGGAGAGAUCCUCGAACACAUGCUAGGCGGCCAGGAAGACUCCAGUGCCCGUCCAUCGCUGUCUCUCUCGCGUCCCUCGUAUCCUUCGCCUCAGUUCGCCAACGCCAAUUCCGGCGCCAGCACCCCUUCCCUCGGUCCCGGACCAGAAGACGGUCUGCUGGGACGACGAAACCUCAGCCCGUCCAUGAUGAGCCUCGUCAGCGUCGACGACAUUGUCAAGGAAAAGCAAGACUACAACCUCCAGAAAGUCAACCCCUUCUUCACGGACGCCAAUCACGAAUACGCGGAUAAGUUUGAGAAGAAGCUUGUGGACCUGAAUGGCAAGAACUCCGAGGACCAGCUGUGCAUCGAGGAGUUCAUCGAGAAGAGCGAGAAGGACUGGUUCAACCGAUACCGCGAUGUCAAGCUGGGCAAGUCGCCUCUGCCGUCCCCGUCUCCGUCUGUCUUCCGCUUCAAGGUCUAUGAUACCAGUCGGCCGCCGACGCCGGGGAUGACUGCUCCUGUCGGAGACUUGAACAAUGGCCAGUUUCUUCUCCCGAAGGAUUAUGUCCCUCCGACGGGCUUGAAGCGGUUCAUGUUGAUUAGGAUUGGCGAUUGGCCUGUUUAUUCUAUGAUUCUUGCUAUCGGUCAAAUCCUCGCUCUGAAUUCCUAUCAGAUCACACUGCUGAAUGGCCAGAUCGGUGAGACGGCGGAGAAGUUGUAUAUUCUGGCGUCCAUCUAUCUGGUCUCUUCGAUCGGGUGGUGGAUGGCUUUCCGGCUGAUUCCCUCGGUCUAUGUGUUGACGAUUCCUUUCUUGAUGUACGGCAUUGCCUUCCUAUUUGUCGGGGUUGCUGGUCCUGUCCAGGACAGCAUGACCCAGACAUGGCUCCAGAAUGUGGGAACGGGCUUCUAUUCGAUUGCGUCUUCGAGUGGAUCGAUUUUCUUCGCCCUUAAUUUCGGGGAUGAAGGUGGAGCACCUCUUAGCUCUUGGAUCUACCGAGCCACCCUCAUCCAGGGCAGCCAGCAACUGUGCAUCAGUUUCCUUUGGUACUGGGGUAGCUGGAUGGCCAAUCUCAACCAAGAAGGCAGCACGCAGUUCAGCCUUAGCGUGACCAACCCCAACGCAUUGCUCGGUAUCGGAGUCGGCCUCGCCUGUCUCCUGUGGCUGCUGGGAGCCCUGGUGUUCUUUGGACUCCCGUCGUAUUACCGACAAACGCCGGGUCAGGUGCCGACAUUCUACCUGUCGCUCUUCCGGCGUCGCAUUAUUCUUUGGUUCUUCUACAUGGUGUUCAUCUCAAACUACUGGCUAUCGGCACCGUACGGACGAAACUGGCUCUACCUCUGGUCCAGCAAGCACGCAAAGGUGUGGCAAAUCGUCAUCCUGGUCCUGGUCUUCUUCAUCGGUGUCUGGGCGGCAGCUCUCUGGAUCUUCCACAUCCUGUCCAAGAGACACGCCUGGUUCAUCCCGAUCUUCGCCAUCGGCCUGGGCGCCCCCCGGUGGGCUCAGAUGCUGUGGGCCACCUCCAACAUCGCCACGUACCUUCCCUGGGCUGGUAGUCCCGUUGCCGGAGCCAUCCUUGGUCGAGGACUGUGGCUCUGGUUGGGGGUGUUGGAUAGUCUUCAGGGCGUCGGCUUCGGAUUGAUCCUCCUCAACACCAUGACCCGCUUCCACGUCACCUUCACCCUUCUCGCCGCGCAAGUGGUCGGUUCCUUCGCGACCAUCCUCGCCCGUGCCACCGCCCCAGACAAGCUGGGCCCCGGCAACGUCUUCCCCGAUUUCUCGGCCGGCGUGGCGGCCGGCCUCGGAAAGGCCGACUUCUGGGUCUGUCUGCUGUUGAUGCUCUCCAUCAACGUGCUCUGCAUCUUCUUCUAUCGCAAGGAACAGCUCUCGAAGCCGUGAUUACAUUUACUGCGAUAUAUUUCAUCGGCCGGCGUUUUUACCUUAAUUUUCUCCAGGGGUUGUUUUUGUUGAUAUCUUAGUUGUUGUGACAUUUUCUGGAGUCUUUGUUGCUUGAUUUUGGUAUAUAAGCUGUAUCGAUUGUGCGCUUGGGGGGGAGAGAGGGGGGUGUAUCAUAUCAUAUCAUACAUACGUACGUACAUGAGAGGGACGAUGAUGGGUUUCUUGGUUCGUGCUAGGUACCGAG